Molecule: messenger RNA, 804 nt
Organism: Melanotaenia boesemani (Boeseman's rainbowfish)
Lineage: Eukaryota; Metazoa; Chordata; Actinopteri; Atheriniformes; Melanotaeniidae
Gene: csrp3
Product: cysteine and glycine-rich protein 3 (cardiac LIM protein)
Exons: 6
Coding region: 44-625 (193 amino acids)
Biological process (GO): cardiac muscle contraction; muscle tissue development; sarcomere organization
Cellular component (GO): nucleus; Z disc; cytoplasm
Molecular function (GO): structural constituent of muscle; actinin binding
Source: RefSeq, a predicted model, not a curated record
AAGCGAAUGCCACUCAGGCCGAGCACUCAGGCUGGGACUUAAGAUGCCAAACUGGGGAGGAGGCAGCCAGUGUGCAGCAUGUGAAAAGACGGUUUACCAUGCAGAGGAGAUCCAGUGCAACGGGAGGAGCUUCCACAAAACCUGUUUCAUCUGCAUGAGCUGCAGAAAAGGGCUGGACAGCACCACAGUCGCAGCUCAUGAGUCUGAGGUUUACUGCAAGUCAUGUUAUGGGAAGAAGUACGGGCCAAAAGGCUACGGAUAUGGACAAGGAGCUGGAGCCCUGAGCUCCGAUCCUCCUGGAGAGGAUGAAGAGCAGCGGCCUCAAGAAUCCAAACCACGACCAACUUCUUCUAACCCCAAUGCCAAUAAAUUCUCUCAAAAGUUUGGCGGCUCAGACCGCUGCCCUCGCUGCUCCAAAGCAGUCUAUGCAGCAGAGAAGGUGAUGGGAGCAGGAAAGGCCUGGCAUAAAACCUGUUUCCGCUGUGCCCUGUGUGGUAAAAGUCUAGAGUCAACCACGGUGACGGAUAAGCAUGGAGAGCUGUACUGUAAAGUUUGCUAUGCCAAAAACUUUGGCCCAAAAGGAUUCGGGUUGGGGAACGAAGCCAUGCUGGAGGAACGAGAGUGAACACUCUAUACCUCAAACUCCUACCGUGCAUCUAUCUCACUGGAGGCUGGACUGAUGUUUGUCAUACAAGACAGAUGCUGAGAUGGGCUUUAAAAUCCUUGGCAGCAAUAUUUUCAAGUAAUUUUUAUAUUAGAGAGAAAUAAAAUGUGACCGACACAAAAUAAAACUAUUUUCUUCCA